Molecule: messenger RNA, 1296 nt
Organism: Medioppia subpectinata
Lineage: Eukaryota; Metazoa; Arthropoda; Arachnida; Sarcoptiformes; Oppiidae
Source: the annotation of a GenBank genome assembly
AUGUAUAAUGUAUGUCCGCGUGUUUGCGUCUAUUGGGGCCAACCAUUGCUUUUCUCCUCUCUAAACACCGGGAUAACUGACCGGCGAGACCCACGUUGGGUGGGAGCAUGGUGGAUUGGCUUUGCCUUAAUGGCCGUGUUCAUAUUCAUAUUCGCGUUGCCAUUAUUUAUGUUCCCCGCUAAGUUGAAACGACCAGGCACAACUAGCCCCGAUAAAAACGAUCGAGAACUUGUUGAAAAAACACAAUUAAUGUUAGACAAAAAGCGCAAAAUAAACGAAAAUUUAAGUCUGUCGUUCCGUUUGUGGCGUUUGGCGAAAGACCCGAUAUUUGUGUGCUUUGUUUUGGGCACAACUCUGCGACUGUUCGGAGUGUUAGGGUAUAUGACAUUCAAACCCAAAUACAUGGAAUCCCAGUAUAAAAAGUCUGCCUCCACUGCCAAUCUAUUCUCUGGCAUAAUCCCGGCGGCCAUAGGUUUAAUACUGGGCGGCGCGUACAUUAAGUACUUACAGCCGGGUCCUAAAUUGUUGACCUCGUUCAUAACUGUCAUUGAAUUGUUGGGCCUAAUCGGCUUCAUAUCGGCCCUAUUCCUGGGCUGUCCGCUCACACCCUUCGCCGCACUUCCCGUUAAUAAUGCGAAUGUCGAUGUGCAAACACUGUGCAACCAAGAUUGUGCAUGCUCAUCAAACGUAUUUAAGCCCAUAUGCGGACCGGAUAAUUAUACCAAUUAUUUUUCACCCUGUUUUGCCGGUUGUAAACCCGACUCGUCGAUCAUAAACUCAAUUAAUAACAAAAAACAAUACUCGUCGUGUGAGUGUAUGGGCGGUGAAGGUGUGGCCACAGAAGGCUAUUGUCCCACAAAUUGUGGCAAUAAUUUUGAGAUAUACGUGACUAUUUUUGGAGUUGUUGGCACUUUGGCCCGCUCUGGCAAUGGUAUCUUAUCGUAUAGAAUUGUGGACGAAUACGACAAAAGUCUGGCCUCAGGAAUACCCAAUUAUAUAAUCACAGCAUUCAUCCCAUACCCUCUGGUCUACGGCGCCGUCACAAACACUGCGUGUGAGGUCUGGGAGUCAAAGUGCGGUCAAACCGGUAAUUGUCUGGUCUAUGAUUCGGACAAAUUCCGGAACCGACUCCACGGCCUGACAAUAAUCCUCUAUCUCUUGGGAUCCGUUUUCGAUGUAAUCAUUAUAUUCUUGUCGUCGAGAAUCAAGAAUCUGUACGACGACGAGGAAGAGGAUAAUGACGACAAUAAUGUUGAUAAUGAUCUCAAUUUAGAUGAAAUUGAGUUUAGGCAAUAA